Molecule: messenger RNA, 1594 nt
Organism: Episyrphus balteatus (marmalade hoverfly)
Lineage: Eukaryota; Metazoa; Arthropoda; Insecta; Diptera; Syrphidae
Gene: Usp39
Product: U4/U6.U5 tri-snRNP-associated protein 2
Exons: 4
Coding region: 111-1574 (487 amino acids)
Biological process (GO): spliceosomal complex assembly; mRNA processing; protein deubiquitination
Molecular function (GO): cysteine-type deubiquitinase activity; zinc ion binding
Source: RefSeq, a predicted model, not a curated record
AUUUCUUUUAAGUGGUUAAGUGGUAGUUUAUUUUCUUGCCGCGUUUGUUUUUAUAAAAAUAUAAACUAAAAACUAAAUUCUUAAUUAAACAAGAAACAAAUUAAAUAAAAAUGACUAAAUUCGAACCCCGUGUGAAGAAACCGAAAAUCGACUACGAAGAUGAAGAUGAACUCGAAACACCAUCAGCAUUUAAUCCCAAAUUUAGAGUCUGUCCAUAUCUCGACACUAUCAACCGACCACUCCUCGAUUUUGAUUUCGAAAAACUUUGCUCAAUUUCCCUAACCCGAAUAAACGUUUACGCUUGCCUUGUCUGUGGCAAAUACUUCCAAGGCCGAGGUACAAACACUCAUGCCUACACUCAUUCUGUUUCCGAAUCCCAUCAUGUUUUCUUAAACUUGCAAACCCUUCGUUUCUAUUGUCUCCCUGAUAAUUAUGAAAUUAUUGAUUCAUCUCUCGAUGAUAUUAAAUACGUCCUAAAUCCCACUUUCAGUGUCAAAGAUAUAAAAAAUCUUGACAAUCCUUUAGUAAAGUAUUCACGAACUGUCGAUGGAACUUUAUAUCUUCCUGGCGUUGUUGGUCUUAAUAAUAUCAAAGCAAAUGACUAUUGCAACGUUGUGUUGCAUGCUUUGUCUCAUGUUGGUCCACUAAGAAACUACUUCCUUCGGGAAGAGAGUUAUGCCAAAAUACGUCGUCCUCCGGGUGAUUCCAUAUUCACACUUGUCCAAAGAUUUGGCGAGUUGAUGAGGAAAAUGUGGAAUCCCAGGAACUUCAAAGCACACGUCUCGCCUCAUGAAAUGUUGCAGGCAGUUGUUCUUUGGAGUAAUAAACGAUUCCAAAUCACUGAACAAGGUGAUCCUAUUGAUUUUCUUUCAUGGUUUUUGCAUUCGUUACAUCGUGCAAUGAAGGGAACCAAGAAAGCAGACUCGUCAAUUAUUUAUAAGAUAUUUCUGGGGGAAAUGAAGAUAUUCACUAGAAAAAUUCCACCUGUUGAAUUGGAUGAUACUCAAAAGGCACUCCUUUUAGCCACGGAAGAGUAUCAGGAAAAGUGUGAGGAUUCAAACUUUCUCUAUUUGACUUGCGAUUUACCACCUCCGCCAUUGUUUACUGAUGAAUUCAGAGAGAAUAUUAUUCCUCAGGUGAAUUUGUAUCAACUUUUAUCGAAAUUUAAUGGGACAAUGGACAAAGAAUACAAGACUUAUAAAGAUAAUUAUUUGAAACGAUUUGAGAUUACCCGAUUGCCGCAGUAUAUAAUUUUGUAUAUCAAACGGUUUACGAAGAAUACCUUCUUUUUGGAGAAGAAUCCAACUAUAGUUAAUUUUCCUAUUAAAAAUGUAGAUUUCGGUGAUAUACUUACACAAGAAAAUAGAGACAGACAUAAGAAUACUAAAUAUAGUCUGGUGGCGAAUAUUGUUCAUGAUGGUGAACCUGGAAAGGGUACAUUCCGUGCUCAUAUAUUGCAUAAAGCCAAUGGACAGUGGUAUGAAAUGCAAGAUUUGCAUGUAACGGAGAUUUUACCACAAAUGAUAACAUUAACUGAAUCUUAUAUACAAAUAUACGAGAUGAGUAAUGACUGAAGAUGUUUAACUAGUCAAAA